AUGGCUGGUGUACCUGCUUCCGGCGCCGAUCAGUCACCACCUCAAUCCACGGUGGUCCGGCAGCCGACGAUGAUGCUUGAUAGUGGUUCAACGUCUUCCCGUAAUUUACUUGGUGAUGCGCGACCUUCACGUUUGGUUGAGCAAGAAUUGGACGGUGAUAAUGUUUUUAUUAAUCCGGAAUAUUUGAGGGGGAGUUCGUCGGAUACUUUGGGUCGUGGUCAUCGUGAGAAACGUCCUCCUUCGUGGCAUCGGAAUUAUGUUACUCACAGUCUAGAGCGUAGUGGCACAUGGACCGUUGAGGAUCUUCCUCCCGGUAAGAAGGCUAUUAGUAGUGGUUGGGUGUAUAAAAUCAAGUACACCGACAAAUCAAAGGUGGAACGUCUCAAAGCUCGUUUAGUGGUUCAUGGCAACCGACAGGUUGAAGGUGUUGACUAUAAUGAGACGUUUUCUCCAGUUGCAAAGAUGGCUACGGUACGUGUUUUAAUAGCUGUUGUUGUGUCAUUGAAUUGGGAGUUACAUCAUAUGGAUGUCCAUAAUGCUUUUCUUCAUGGUGAUUUGGAUGAAGAAGUGUAUAUGCAGUUUCCUCCAAGGUACGGUACUCCGACACCUGGCAAAGUUUGCAGGUUGCGGAAAUCUUUAUAUGGCUUGAGACAAGCCCCGAAACAGUGGUUUUCAAAGUUGUCGAGUGCUCUCCGAGGCAUCAAGGUUGCUCGGAGUCUAGAGGGCAUCUUUCUUUCUCAACGAAAGUAUGCUCUGGAUAUUUUGACUAAGGCAGGAAUGUUGGAUUGUAAACCCAUUGAUACUCCAAUGGACCAGAAUCAUUGUCUUGCACAUGCUUCUGGUGAACCGUUCGCUCAACCGGAACGGUAUCGUCGUUUUGUUUCUCAUUGGGAUGCGGCCAUUCGUGUCUUGCGCUACCUUAUGGGUAGUUCGGGACAAGGUAUUUUGUUGCGACCUACGACGGAUUUACGCUUGACGGCGUUUUGUGAUAGUGAAUGGGCGGCGUGCCCUUUGUCUUGGCGUUCUUUGUCAGGUUAUUUUGUUUUCUUAGGUCGUUCUCCUGUUUCUUGGAAGACUAAGAAAUAG
Molecule: messenger RNA, 1086 nt
Organism: Chenopodium quinoa (quinoa)
Lineage: Eukaryota; Viridiplantae; Streptophyta; Magnoliopsida; Caryophyllales; Amaranthaceae
Exons: 4
Coding region: 1-1086 (361 amino acids)
Source: RefSeq, a predicted model, not a curated record